Molecule: messenger RNA, 3330 nt
Organism: Loxodonta africana (African savanna elephant)
Lineage: Eukaryota; Metazoa; Chordata; Mammalia; Proboscidea; Elephantidae
Gene: SMAD1
Product: SMAD family member 1
Exons: 7
Coding region: 391-1785 (464 amino acids)
Biological process (GO): regulation of transcription by RNA polymerase II; cell differentiation; SMAD protein signal transduction
Cellular component (GO): heteromeric SMAD protein complex
Molecular function (GO): DNA-binding transcription factor activity, RNA polymerase II-specific; RNA polymerase II cis-regulatory region sequence-specific DNA binding; I-SMAD binding
Source: RefSeq, a predicted model, not a curated record
CCUGACGCCAGCGCGACCAGAUCAAUCCAGGCUCCGGGAGCAAGCAGGCGGGAGGAGGAAGGAGAAGCCGAGCGCCUUAGCCCGGGCAGAGGAACGGGGAGGCACCCUGCGAGCGGAGCGCGGCGCAGCGCCCGGCCGGCCGGACCCGGGCGGCGGGACCCCGCUCGCCCGGCCAUUCGUGCGCCCGCACGGACGGGCGCGCCGCCAACCCGGUGGUGACUUUGGGUUGCUUUGUGAAACGCUGGGAAUGGUAAUUUCUACUUUUCAGGACCUCAGAACAAGCUAAAAAGUAUCUUAUGCAAAUAAAGUGAAGCGUAGUCUUCUAUCUGUUUGCAUUUGGAGAUCCCUUUGUUUCACAUCCCUGAGGCGUGUAUAACAAGUGCCGUCAUUAUGAACGUGACAAGUUUAUUUUCCUUCACAAGUCCAGCUGUGAAGAGACUUCUUGGGUGGAAACAGGGUGAUGAAGAAGAAAAAUGGGCAGAGAAAGCUGUUGAUGCUUUGGUGAAAAAACUGAAGAAAAAGAAAGGUGCCAUGGAGGAACUGGAAAAGGCCUUGAGCUGCCCGGGGCAACCAAGUAACUGUGUCACCAUUCCCCGCUCUCUGGAUGGCAGGCUCCAAGUGUCCCACCGGAAGGGACUGCCCCAUGUCAUUUACUGCCGCGUGUGGCGCUGGCCCGACCUCCAGAGCCACCAUGAACUGAAGCCACUCGAAUGCUGUGAGUUUCCUUUUGGGUCCAAGCAGAAGGAGGUCUGCAUCAACCCGUACCACUAUAAGAGAGUCGAAAGCCCUGUUCUUCCUCCAGUGCUGGUUCCACGCCAUAGCGAGUAUAACCCUCAGCACAGCCUCUUAGCUCAGUUCCGUAACUUAGGACAAAACGAGCCUCACAUGCCACUCAAUGCCACUUUUCCGGAUUCUUUCCAGCAGCCCAACAGCCAUCCGUUUCCUCAUUCACCCAACAGCAGUUACCCAAACUCUCCUGGAAGCAGCAGUAGCACCUACCCCCACUCUCCCACCAGCUCAGACCCAGGAAGCCCUUUUCAGAUGCCAGAUACACCCCCGCCUGCUUACUUGCCUCCUGAAGACCCCAUGACCCAGGAUGGCUCACAGCCCAUGGACACGAAUAUGAUGGCGCCUUCACUGCCCUCAGAAAUCAACAGAGGAGAUGUUCAGGCAGUUGCUUAUGAGGAACCAAAACACUGGUGCUCUAUUGUCUACUAUGAGCUCAACAAUCGUGUGGGUGAAGCGUUCCAUGCCUCCUCCACAAGUGUGUUGGUGGAUGGUUUCACUGAUCCUUCCAACAACAAGAACCGUUUCUGCCUUGGGCUGCUAUCCAACGUUAACCGGAAUUCCACUAUUGAAAACACGAGGCGGCAUAUUGGAAAAGGCGUUCAUCUUUAUUAUGUUGGCGGGGAGGUAUAUGCCGAAUGCCUCAGUGAUAGUAGCAUCUUUGUGCAAAGUCGGAACUGCAACUACCAUCAUGGAUUUCAUCCCACCACGGUUUGCAAGAUCCCUAGUGGAUGUAGUUUGAAAAUUUUCAACAACCAAGAAUUCGCUCAGUUACUGGCACAGUCCGUAAACCAUGGUUUUGAGACCGUCUACGAGCUCACAAAAAUGUGUACGAUCCGCAUGAGCUUUGUGAAGGGCUGGGGAGCAGAAUACCACCGCCAGGAUGUAACUAGCACCCCCUGCUGGAUUGAGAUACAUCUGCACGGCCCCCUACAGUGGCUGGAUAAAGUUCUUACUCAAAUGGGUUCGCCUCAUAAUCCCAUUUCAUCUGUGUCUUAAAUGGUCUCAGGCUUCUGCCUCUUGGAAGCUAUUGAGCCUUGCAUGUACUUGAAGGAUGGAUGAGUCAGACAGAAUUAAGAACUGAAAAAGGAGCCUUGAUAAUACUUGACCUCGUGACCAACUGUUGGAUUCCGAAAUCUAAAAAAAUUUAAAAAAAAGAAAGAAACCUUGGUAACAUACCGUUGAUAUCAAGAACCUGUUUAGUUUACAUUGUAACAUUCUAUUGUAAAAUCAACUAAAAUGCAGACUUUUAGCAAGACUUUGUGUAUAGCUAAAGGAGACAUGGCCAAGCCAGAGACAAAUUAUCUAUUGGAAAAAAUGAUCCUAAAAGAUUCUUUUGUGUUUGGCACUUUAAGGUCAUCAUGUGGCAGAAGCUUAGCAUUAACGGUUAGUCUUUCUGAAGUGUGUUUUUAUCAGGUUUAGAGCCCAUGCUGCGUCUCCUUUUCAUGGGUUUUCAUAAUAUUUUAAAACUAUUUGUUUAGUAAUGGUUUUUGAUUUUUUUUUUUAAGUAAAGGUUUAAUCUUGAUGAUAUACACAGUAAUCUUUCUAAAAUUGUAUGCUGACCAUCUGCUGUCAGAAUAAUAUUAGCCGUAUGCUCUUUGCUAAAUAUGUAUGUACAGAAUAUUUGAAAGUUAAGAAUCAAUUAGACUAGAAGAUCUGGGCGUAUUGGAGGGGGCGGGGGGAGAGGGAAAUGACAACUGCAAAUGUAGAAUAUACUGCAAAAUUCCAGUUUGUUGCUUUAAGGAAAAACUGACAUCUGAAUUUUGCUGUGUUUCAAUUUUUUAGAGUUUUUAUCCUACUUUUUUUUUUUCCCCCCCUGCAUUCUUCUGUCUCAUACCCUCCAGAAAGCAGUUAUGCAGCUGGUUAAUUCAUAUAACUGUGAGAGCAAAUGAAUACUUCCUGCUAUCCUGAAAUUGACUGCCUGUGUGUUUCAAUACCAAUUGUAUGGAGUGCUUAAAUUUAAUAAGCAGUUUUAUGGCGUUUACAUUACAGAAAUAGGCUUUAAUUUUCAAGUGAAUUAUUUGCCAAACCUAGUAACUCUGUUAAAUAUUUGGAGGAUUUAAAGAACAUCCCUGUUUAAAUCCAUUUCAAACUUUUAAAAUUUUUUUGUACUAUGUUUGGUUUUAUUUUUCUUCUGCUAAUCUUUUAUAUUCACUUAAACGCUCUAGUACAUUGAGUACUUUUAUUCCAAAACUAGUGGGUUUUCUCUACUGGAAAUUUGAAAUAAACCUGUCAUUAUUGCUUACUUUGAUUAAAAAUCUGUUGUUUCUUUGCUUCAUAUACCAGAUUUUAGGGUCAGUAAGAUUUGCUCCUCUUUUGAGAGUGUUUUGGUCAAUAUUCUUUGCCAAGCACGUAACAGACUAAAUUACUAAUACAGAGACAGGGAGACAGAAUCAUGUACAGAGCAGAGUCACUUUACAUCAGAAAAGAAAGGACAUGUAAAACUUCAAAAAUUAAAAAACUAGCAAAAUCUGGAAUUCCAGAUCGAAAUAUAGGGUCGCUAUGAGUUUUAUGAGUAUGAUCAGCUACAAAGUCUCUUGGAAU